Messenger RNA from Aspergillus costaricaensis CBS 115574, 693 nucleotides. RefSeq lists its product as uncharacterized. NCBI's taxonomy places the organism in Eukaryota, Fungi, Ascomycota, Eurotiomycetes, Eurotiales, Aspergillaceae. The transcript has 3 exons. Bases 1 to 693 code for a protein of 230 amino acids. The record is from RefSeq and is a predicted model, not a curated record.
AUGGCUGCCCAACAAAGCAGAGUCAAAGACACAUCAAUCUCGGCGUUAGCUCGGCGAAGUACGCGCCAUUCUCGCAAGGCACGCGUGCAUCGGGCGACACCUAGCGCAGCUGGAGCUCCAGAUGGCGUUGGCAAGUAUCAUGUGGAGAGCUACGACAUGCGACGGCCAGCCAUGACCGCCGCAAUGAUGGGGGCAGGGCACGCGGGGCAGGCAUUGGGCGAACGAACGCGCAGAAAUUCCAACUUUACGACCAGAUCAUCAGCAAGAACAAGGCCGGUCAUUCAAUUUCGGCCGCGUGGGCACACACAGCAGAAGCUAAACCGAGUCGGCUAUUCCGCCGGAUACAAGGAGCAAUAUAGGCCGCCAGAUGAAGAGAUGAUGGCCUGCAGAGGACAAUACUCCGAUAUGAGACGGGCAUUCCAGCGAGAAUCGGCUGUUUUCUUUGCAGCUCGCUUGUGGCAGGGUAACCAGCCAGUCAGCAGGUUGCUGAUUACUCCUUGCUGGGUCCUGUCCCGGGAGAGUACCCGAGGGAUAGAAGUGAAGCUCACCGCGCGCGACUACCGAUACCCGCCUCACCCGCUCCGGGAUCCCGAGAUGUGCUGCCGCCAGGGGGGAGUGGUUGCCGCGAAGCUAGGUUUGAUGGGUCUGUUGUUGCAGGUAGAUGUAGAUUCCCAACAACUUGUUGACUCCUAG